Molecule: messenger RNA, 1461 nt
Organism: Candidozyma haemuli
Lineage: Eukaryota; Fungi; Ascomycota; Pichiomycetes; Serinales; Metschnikowiaceae
Gene: RPN3
Product: proteasome regulatory particle lid subunit
Exons: 1
Coding region: 1-1461 (486 amino acids)
Biological process (GO): regulation of protein catabolic process; ubiquitin-dependent protein catabolic process
Cellular component (GO): proteasome regulatory particle, lid subcomplex; proteasome complex
Molecular function (GO): enzyme regulator activity
Source: RefSeq, a predicted model, not a curated record
AUGACUGCCGACGUAGAAAUGGCAGACGCCUCAGCUGUGGCGGCCUCGAAGGUCCAGGAGCAGCCUAAAGAAGAAGAAUCCACGCCUUUGAGCUUGGUGGAGGAAAUUGAACUGGCCUUUGGCUCGUUGCAGAAAGCCGCCAUUAACUUCGACAACAGAUACGUUUCCAAGGUCCACAGAGAUUUGGGUGGUUUGAGGAGGAAAAUCGCUCAGGAUCCGGUCUCUUUGGCUCUGGUCAUUGCCAAGACGCUUCCUGUGGAACAUGCCUCCAGAAGCAACUUGUUGAGCCAGUUACCUGCUCCAGAGUCGACGCUGGAACCUACAUCUUCCGGUGAAGUGCUUCCUGAAAUCAAUGUUUUCGUCCACCUUCUUGUUCAGCUUUACCUUCUCGAUACACAUGAAUUGGAUAAGUUGGACGAGUUCAACAAGCUGGUGAUCACCUUGUUGGCUUCCUACAACCGCAGAACAUUGGACUUUGCCCUGGCCAAGGUCUGGUUCUAUAUCGCCAGAACGCACGAGUUGCGUGGCGACUUGUAUUCUAUCCGUCCAGCUCUUUUAGCUGCUUUGAGAACGGCCACUUUGAGACACGACGACGAAACCACCGCCAUGGUGAUCAACUUGUUGUUGCGCAAUUACUUACUCACACACGAGAUCAGCCAGGCUUCCAACUUGUGUGAAAAGGUUGUUUUCCCUCCUAAUGCUGCCAAUGCCCUCACUGCAAGAUACUACUACUACUUGUCGAGAAUCAAUACUAUCCAGUUGGACUACUCCCAAGCGCACGAAUGUGUGGUGGCUGCCAUCAGAAAGGCUCCACAGACCCAAUUGGCUACUGGUUUCCUUCAGGCCGCUACCAAGUUGAACAUAAUCAUAGAAUUGUUGAUGGGUGAUAUUCCUGAGUUGAAGGUUUUCAAAUCCACCUCAGGCAACCUUGAACCAUACUUCCAGGUGACCAAGGCCGUUCGUCUUGGAGAUUUGAAACUCUUUGGUGAGGUCUUGAACAAGUACGAAGCUGUGUUCGUUAAAGACGACAACUUCACCUUGGUUUCCAGAUUGCGCCAGAACGUCAUCAAGACAGGUAUCCGUAUCAUCUCCCUUUCCUACUCCAAGAUCUCCUUGAGAGACAUCUGUAUCAAGUUGCACCUAGACUCCGAGGAAGCUACUGAGUACAUUGUGUCCAAGGCUAUCAGAGACGGUGUCAUUGAGGCCAGUCUUAAUCACGAACAGAGCUACAUGAAGUCAAAGGAGUUAUUGGACGUCUACUCCACGAAAUUGCCACAAGACGACUUUGACCAGAGAAUAAGGUUCUGCUUGUCCUUGCAUAAUGAUUCCGUGAAGGCCAUGAGAUAUCCAUCUGACGACAGCAAGACCGAGUUGGCCAAGAACAAUUUGGAGUCCAGAGACGACGAGAUGGGAUUAUUGCAGGCAAUUGAGGACGGUGACUUGGACGACUUCAUGGAGUAA